CUGGGGACACACUUCCUUCUUUUAUCGUUGCUUUUUGUGCAUUUUUUUGUAUUGUUUAUGUCUAAAAUGGAAGUCUUGCCACACAUUGAGCCUCACAAGAGUUGUAUCUUAUGAGGAUCAAGUGUUCUUGAGACUCGAUGAUUAUUGUGAUGAAGGAUCGACUUCCGGAGCUGACCGCUCGCAGAACACCAUCAGAGGAAGAUGCUCCGGUCUCUGUGGACCGAGACGGUUUCAUGGAGGGCUUUUUCCGUAGGGUGGAGGAAGUCAGAGGACUCAUUGAUAAGAUUUCCCGUCAAGUGGAAGAGGUGAGGAAAAUACACAGCAUGAUCCUGUCUGCACCUCAUCCAGAUGACAGGACAAAGGAUCAACUCAAUGCACUGACCGACAACAUCAAAGGGAACGCCAACGUGGUGCGGACAAAACUAAAAUCCAUUGAGCAAAGCAUGCCUAAAGAUGAUGCAGCUAACAGAGCCAGUGUUGACUUCAGGAUCCAGACAUCGCAGUACACUGUGCUGUCCAGGAAGUUUGUGGAAGUAAUGACCCAGUACAACGAGACACAAGUUUCCUUUCGGGAAAGAAGCAAAGGGCGGAUCCAAAGACAACUGGAGAUAACUGGAAGAGUGACAACUAAUGAAGAACUGGAAGACAUGCUCGAAAGUGGAAUUCCAUCUAUCUUUACAUCUGACAUCCUUUCUGACUCUCAGAUCACACGUCAGGCAGUCGAUGAGAUCGAGUCCCGGCAUCAGGAUAUUAUACGGCUGGAGUCAAGCAUAAGAGAGCUUCAUGCCAUGUUCAUGGACAUGGCAAUGUUGGUUGAAACUCAGGGUGAAAUGGUCAACAACAUCGAGAACAAUGUUUCCAAUGCAGCUGAGUACAUUCGUGGCGCCAAAGAAGAAACCAAGAAAGCGGUGCGAUACCAGAAAAAGUCCCGCAGGAAAUAUAUUAUCAUUGCCUUUGCUCUGCUGAUCCUGCUUGCUGUCAUUGCUUUGAUCGUUGGCUUGUCUGUCGGACUAACCAAACCUCCUGCCUGAGACCGACUACCAUAACCGCAUGAGAAGCUGCUCUGCCUUGCCGUGUGUGGAUCUGCAGGUGUCCUCGUUUUACUCGUUGCACUAGUUGGUGCCUUCGGGUGAAGGAUUACAUGGGUCACGGCCUUAAAGUAAUCUCUUGUUCCUGUAGUGAUAAAGCUUACAAUAGCUUCAUCACACUAUUCUCAUACACUCGUCUUAACGGCAUUACAGGGAGAGACACAAUCAAGUAUGAUAAGGUCUGCUCUUCUUUGCACCAGACCUCCUACCGGAACAUGCUUCUGGAGAGAUUCUGUCAAUAGAAAAAGGUGUCGUGUAAGCAAAGUACACGCAUCGGAAACAUCGACAUUAGGUUGACCACAUCUGCAGCAGCUAAUAAGGGCUGAUGCAAUCAUUUAGAAUUGCAUAAACAAACAAUCAGGGAACACAAUUGGAUGUCAGUAAAGUAAUGUUAGGACUAUUGAGUAUCCUUAUAAUAGAACAUAAAUAUAUACACACAAUAUGGUUUUUCAACCUUUUUUGAGCCAAGGCACAUUUUUGGCGUUGAAAAAAUCCAGAGGCACACCACCAGUAGAAAUCAUUAAAAAACGCUACUCAGUUGACAGUAAAAAGUCGUCGUCGCAAUUGUUGGAUAUGACUUUAAAGCAUAACUAACCAUGCAUCAAUAUAGCUCUUGUCUCAAAGUAGGUGUACUGUCACCACCUGUCACAUCACGCCCUGACUUAUUUGGACUUUUUUGCUGUUUGCCUGUGUGUAGUGUUUUAGUUCUUGUCUUGCACUCCUAUUUUGGUGG
Messenger RNA from Nerophis lumbriciformis (worm pipefish), 1821 nucleotides. It is a transcript of the gene stx2b, whose product is annotated as syntaxin 2b. NCBI's taxonomy places the organism in Eukaryota, Metazoa, Chordata, Actinopteri, Syngnathiformes, Syngnathidae. Gene Ontology annotation, biological process: synaptic vesicle fusion to presynaptic active zone membrane; exocytosis; intracellular protein transport. The record is from RefSeq and is a predicted model, not a curated record. Gene Ontology annotation, molecular function: SNAP receptor activity; SNARE binding. Gene Ontology annotation, cellular component: presynaptic active zone membrane; synaptic vesicle; endomembrane system.